GCGGAUUCUCACCCUGUCACCAGAAAGUGGACUAUCUGGGUCUUCAUGAAAGAUGCUGUGAUUUUGAAAUCAGGUCACCUGGAGCCUGGGGCUACCCCAGCCCUCUCAGGGCAGACCUCCGAAGUGAAAGAGACAGUGGUGGUCAAUGUUAUUUGAGCUGGGUCAGCAGGCCCUGGAACUUCCUGAGUGCACGAUGCAGAAGGCUGCUUACUAUGAAAACCCAGGACUCUUCGGAGGCUAUGGCUACAGCAAGGAGACCUAUGGCUAUGGCACCCCCCAUCAGCCUUACCCACCCCCUGCUGCUGCCAGCUCCCUGGACACUGAUUACCCGGGCUCUGCCUGUUCUAUCCAGAGUUCCGCACCUCUGAGAGCCCCAGCCCACAAAGGAACUGAACUCAAUGGCAGCUGUAUGAGGCCUGGCACUGGGAACAGCCAGGGUGCGGGUGGUGGUAGCCAGCCUCCUGGCCUGAACUCAGAGCAGCAACCACCACAACCCCCUCCUCCGCCACCAACCCUGCCCCCAUCCUCGCCCACCAAUCCUGGAGGAGGAGUGCCUGCCAAGAAGGCCAAGGGUGGGCCCAAUGCUUCUGGAUCCUCAGCCACCAUCAGCAAGCAGAUCUUCCCCUGGAUGAAAGAGUCCCGACAGAACUCCAAGCAGAAGAACAGCUGUGCCACUGCAGGAGAGAGCUGCGAGGAUAAGAGCCCGCCGGGCCCGGCGUCCAAGCGGGUGCGCACGGCAUACACCAGUGCACAGCUGGUGGAGCUGGAGAAGGAAUUCCACUUCAACCGCUACUUGUGCCGGCCGCGCCGCGUGGAGAUGGCCAACCUGCUGAACCUCACGGAGCGCCAGAUCAAGAUCUGGUUCCAGAACCGGCGCAUGAAGUACAAGAAGGACCAGAAGGCCAAGGGCAUCCUGCAUUCGCCGGCAGGUCAGUCCCCGGAGCGCAGCCCGCCGCUGGGCAGCGCCGCUGGCCACGUGGCCUACUCCGGCCAGCUCCCGCCCGUGCCCGGCCUGGCCUACGACGCGCCCUCGCCGCCCGCCUUCGCCAAAUCUCAGCCCAACAUGUAUGGCCUGGCCGCCUACACGGCGCCGCUCAGCAGCUGCCUGCCACAGCAGAAGCGCUACGCGGCGCCCGAGUUCGAGCCCCACCCCAUGGCCAGCAACGGCGGCGGCUUCGCCAGCGCCAACCUGCAGGGCAGCCCGGUGUACGUGGGUGGCAACUUCGUCGACUCCAUGGCGCCCGCGUCCGGGCCCGUCUUCAACCUGGGCCACCUCUCGCACCCGUCUUCGGCCAGCGUGGACUAUAGCUGCGCCGCGCAGAUUCCCGGCAACCAUCACCAUGGACCGUGCGACCCUCAUCCCACCUACACAGAUCUCUCGGCCCACCACUCGUCUCAGGGACGCCUGCCCGAGGCCCCCAAACUGACGCAUCUGUAG
Messenger RNA from Neogale vison (American mink), 1438 nucleotides. It is a transcript of the gene HOXD3, whose product is annotated as homeobox D3. The coding region runs from base 146 to 1438 and encodes 430 amino acids. The transcript has 3 exons. Gene Ontology annotation, cellular component: nucleus. Gene Ontology annotation, molecular function: DNA-binding transcription factor activity, RNA polymerase II-specific; RNA polymerase II cis-regulatory region sequence-specific DNA binding. NCBI's taxonomy places the organism in Eukaryota, Metazoa, Chordata, Mammalia, Carnivora, Mustelidae. The record is from RefSeq and is a predicted model, not a curated record. Gene Ontology annotation, biological process: regulation of transcription by RNA polymerase II.